AUGGCGCUUUUUUCGGGCAAACGGAAACAAGGCCUCCCGAGUCCGCCCGGCUCACCGCCCAUGUCUACCGACGACGAUACGCUGGCCGGGGUUGAAGCUUUACUCAGCAGAUAUGAAAACCAUCGACCAUUAGAAGUGUCGUGCGUGUCGACGGAGGGCUCGCGGAGAGCCUCCGUGGCCACAUCCAUCUGCAUCCUCGACUCGCUUGAAGGCAUCCUCACCGAUAAUAUGCUCGCCGGUGGAUAUCGUGGGAGCCAGGCAGAACUUCCAAGUUUUGAAGCACUUCAUGCCGCACCAGCACGGGCUUCACUUUUUAUACGGGACGAAAAACCAAGCACCUGGGUCCGAACGGCGAAACACUUCUACGACAAGUACAGACUCCGAAAUUAUGCCCCAUUUAUUCUACUUUUUCUAUAUUCCCUGCUUGGAGCAUUUCUGUUCCAUUCCCUGGAGUCAGAUCAUGAAAAACAGUUGAUGAUUAAAGAGCAGCGCGAUCUCGAACAAUUACGCAAUGUUACUUUUACACAAUUAUUUCGAUUGGUGCGGAUACCCAGUGAACAAAACGGGGACCAAGCGAGCAAAAUUUUGGAAACACACGAGAAAGAGCUACAAAGGAUAAAACUGCCCGACCAUAUCAACUGGGAUAUGUGGGGUGCUAUGUUUUAUGUUGGUGCUCUGGUCACUACUAUCGGCUACGGUAAUAUUGCGCCCCGUACUGUAGCGGGUCAAGCUCUUUCGGUGCUCUAUGCCCUUUUUGGAAUUCCUUUGGUUUUGGCGAUUCUUUCACAGUUUGGGCGUACGCUAACAAACUUAGUGUCUGAUUGGUGGCAAAAAUAUCGACAACGAGUAAAGAAAGCCCGGUCUCGGAUUUGGAACAAAGCCAAAAAAGCGCCGCUGACUCACACUAGACGCAAUACAAUAAUCGAGCUCGAAGACGGCCACCCAGCCCGAGAUCUGAUUUCCGUAGCCGAUGAGGGAGAUUUAGAAGAGCUCGAGGAAAGUCGAACUAUUCCUGUCUGGCUGGCCCUUCUAAUUUGCAUAUUAUGGAUCUGCGCGUGCGCGGCCCUAUUCUGCAUCUGGGAAAAGAAAUGGACAUAUUUCACGUCGCUAUAUUUUUUCUUCAUCUCCCUGUCGACUAUUGGAUUGGGAGACAUUAUUCCUGAUCACCCGAGAAUGCUGAUUCUAAUGUUUUGGCUUGUCAUCAUCGGCCUUUCCAUCGUCUCCAUGUUGUUAUCCGUUAUCCAAAUUAAAAUGGAGGAAUGGCUGUAUAAUUUGAUGAUUCGGAUGCAGAAAGAAUAUCAAAAAGCGCUUGAAACUGGAGACAUGAUGGACCGGUCACAGAUUUUGGAAAAAAUGAUGGACAACCAGCCUUGGUAUCUAAAGAAUUUUGGGCCCCACUUAAUGAACGACAAGCAAGCCGAUGCUUUGGAAAGAAAAGCUGAAAAAUACGACCGUGUCAUGAGGGAAGUUAACAAUAAAAACAUUCAAACGGAAGGCCCAAUUUUUGAUACAAGAGAGGCGCAAUGCGAAAAAGCUAACCUUCAGAGUAUGGCAUGCUCCCCAAAAAGUGAAUCGCUAAAGGACCUCAAAAACAUGGAAACGCAAUGGAACAGACAUUCUUCAAUAUCCUCUUCAAGCGAUUGCUUCACGACGUGUGAUGAGGUCACCGAGUCACUGGCGGUCCCAGAAUUAGAAAAAGAGCUGUUAUUGGAAAAGGCUCAACUGAUUUCUGAAUGCGAACAAACAUCGGAGGCGGCAUUGAAUUCGGUCGGAGCACAAACGUCGUUAGCCCCAGAAUUUGUGCCAAAAAAGCCCGUUCAAUCAUCCGAAAGCUGUUCUCAGACCGAAAUUGCACAAUUCCAAAUUGACGAGAUCAAGCUGAGACUCCAUAGUAUACAGGAAAAACGAGCAAAGGCCGCAGAAGCGAACGCAAUCUCAAAAGCCGCGCUUUUGUUGGAAAUGCUAGAGAAAGAAACGCAAUGUGACAUCUUGGACGCAGCACUAAUGGACCCAGAGAUUUUCGCUGAAGUUGAGCACGAGGUGAAACAUGGUAAUUUGGCCGAUGUAUCCGUCAAGAAAUCGGAAGCCGGAGUCGGGACCGAAAGUGGCUUCAUGCGAGACCAGGGUUGCAGAACGGAUUCGUCAAUGGGAAUGUGGUGUCGUGGAACACAAGCUGGACUGCCCAUGCAUAGGGAUAUGUGCAUCUCGACGAGUCGUUCUGAAGAUUCACAAUCGGAUUCACCAAAAAUUGGCACACCACAGAGAGAUCAAACAACGCUGACGGAUUCUGGGAUAAUGAUGGCGAGAACCUCUGCCACCGGGUCGUCAUCUCCGAUUCUUCUACCGGCCGCUGUCGCUAUUCAAUGUACACCGGAUAUGCUGGACCAUGCAACACAUACAGAAUCGGCGAUUUGUCAGUCAAGAAGUAUGGAAACGCUUCCGGUUCGAAUUGACACCGAGACGAGAGAAGUGCAAACGGCAAAGGAAGUACAGGACGAGGGCACGGAUGUUCAUGGUAUUUUUGUUGCAACCACUUGCGGCACUCAAAGUGAAAUACCAGAUAGUGAGGAUCGCUCGAUGAUCACCGAUAUUCCAAAAAUGCGCGAUCGCAGUAUGGAGACCAUUAAUGUCCCAUCUUCUACCCAAAUCGAGUGCACUCAAACGGAUUGGCCAGGGGAUACAGGAACGGCUAAUGGGCCAUCAAUGUCAUUUAUGACAACAUCCGGACCAAUGUCGAUGUCAUACUCUGCGUCGGUGAUGUUAUCAAUAUCUACCCAGUGUUCACCUCCGGAUUCUCCGAAUUCUACCCUGCGAGCCUAUGGACGGUCUUCAACAUCCGGUGUUGAUGAUGGCUCAUCAAUUGAUAGUAAUGGCCAGCGCAAAAGUUUACAACGCCAAGAAGUUAUCAUCCAAACCGAUGACAGCUACUUGAAAAUUGCCCGUCGCUUGGAUGAUUAUAGAUCUAACAAUAAUAAAAAUUCACUGCUACCGGUUUGUGCUGCUUCUCCAAUGUCCCCGGGUGCAAGUCCUGGGCGAGAUGCUGGAACUGAUCGACCAUCGGAAAGGAGAGACGGCCAUUCAACAAACUACAUACCUUGGAACAAGCCAGCCAAGAAGGAGAUGAUACCCAUGAAAAUUCCGUUUCGCCUUCCGCAAAGACUACCGAUUUAUAAGGAGGGAAAGAAAGCCCGCUCAACAUCACCUCGAAAGGGCCGUGGGCCGGCGCACGAGCGUGGAAUACCCAAUCCGGCCACUUCCCUCCGGACCCCAGUCCGAAUUAUACGACAAUAUUCAUUGUGCCAGGAUCCUGUU
Messenger RNA from Mesorhabditis spiculigera, 3312 nucleotides. The record is from the annotation of a GenBank genome assembly. NCBI's taxonomy places the organism in Eukaryota, Metazoa, Nematoda, Chromadorea, Rhabditida, Rhabditidae.